UCACCCCCUCGCCUCCCCUCCCGCCGCAGGAGGCCGCCUGCCGCAAGGAGGAAGAGGAGCGCCGUGCCCGGGAGCGCCAGGAGGAAGAGGAGGCCAAGUGCCUGGAGAAAUUCGAGGGGGCCGAGCCGCUGGAGCCGGCCGAGCUGCUGGCCUUCACCGACACCAUGCUGCCCGGCUGCUCCCAGCUCCUCGACGAGCUCCCCGACACCGUCUACCGCGUCUGCGACCUCAUCAUGACGGCCGUCAAGCGCAACGGGGCCGCCUACCGCGACUCCAUCCUCAAGCAGGUCGUCAAACAGGUGUGGGAAGCGGCCGACGUCCUCAUCAAGGCGGCGUUGCCGCUCACCACCAGCGACACCAAGACGGUGUCGGAGUGGAUCAGCCAAAUGGCCACGCUGCCCCAAGCCUCCAACCUGGCCACCCGCAUCCUGCUCCUCACCCUGCUCUUCGAGGAGCUGAAGCUGCCGUGUGCCUUAGGGUGACGCACAACGCGUUGCGUCAACGUUGGUGGCGUCUUCCCAAAGCCCUAAAAUCCA
Oxyura jamaicensis (ruddy duck) is the source of this 536-nucleotide messenger RNA. Its product is annotated as E3 ubiquitin-protein ligase HUWE1-like. Bases 165 to 482 code for a protein of 105 amino acids. Lineage: Eukaryota; Metazoa; Chordata; Aves; Anseriformes; Anatidae. The record is from RefSeq and is a predicted model, not a curated record. The transcript has 3 exons.